Molecule: messenger RNA, 3788 nt
Organism: Mauremys mutica (yellowpond turtle)
Lineage: Eukaryota; Metazoa; Chordata; Testudines; Geoemydidae
Gene: RYK
Product: receptor like tyrosine kinase
Exons: 15
Coding region: 31-1896 (621 amino acids)
Biological process (GO): axonogenesis; cell surface receptor protein tyrosine kinase signaling pathway; positive regulation of kinase activity
Cellular component (GO): signaling receptor complex
Molecular function (GO): protein kinase activity; ATP binding
Source: RefSeq, a predicted model, not a curated record
GGCCGGGCGGGGUCCGCUCCCCGAGGAGCGAUGGGGCCGGACAGUCGGGGCAGGGGCCGCGGGGCAGAGGUGGCGGGGCGGCCCUGGAGCGGCGGGGGCCGUGCACUGCCCGGCGGCCCCGCGGCUCGGCGGAGGGCCCCGCGUCGCCAUCUCCUGCCGCUGCUAUUGCUGCUGUUGGCCGCGGGGGCCGAGAGCCAGGCGGGCCCCAGCUCCGACCCGCUCGGCGCGGGCUCCCCCGCAGGCCCCGGCCUCAGCGUCUACAUGAGCGAAGAGGAGGUGCGCCGGCUGAUCGGUCUUGAUGCAGAGCUAUAUUAUGUGAGGAAUGAUCUUAUUAAUCACUACGCAUUGUCCUUCAAUCUGUUAAUACCCAGUGAGACCAACAGUCUUCAUUUCAGUUGGCAUGCUAAAUCCAAGGUUGAAUAUAAACUGGGAUUUCAGGUAGAUAAUGCUAUGGCUAUAGAUAUGCCUCAGACUAAUAUUUCUGUACAAGGAGAAGUCCCUCGUGCUUUAUCAGUGUUUCGUGUUGAACUCUCCUGCACAGGCAGACUAGACUCUGAGGUUACAAUAUUAAUGCAGCUCAACUUAACAAUAAAUUCCUCAAAAAAUAUCACAGUCUUAAAUUUCAAACGAAGGAAAAUGUGCUACAAAAAAUUUGAACAAGAAGUAAAAACUCCAACAUCUGACAAAAACAGCAGCAAAGCUAUUUUUGAUCCUGUAAAUGCCGCUCCCACCACUUCUACCCGUGUGUUUUAUAUCAGUGUAGGGGUUUGCUGUGCUGUUAUAUUCCUGGUGGCAAUAAUAUUAGCUGUCUUGCAUCUUCAUAGUAUGAAAAGAAUAGAGUUGGAUGACAGCAUUAGUGACAGCAGCAGCUCACAAGGUUUAUCUCAGCCCUCUACACAGACGACACAGUACCUGAGAGCUGACACCCCUAACAAUGCCACACCAGUAACCAGCUCCUCAGGUUAUCCUACAUUACGGAUAGAGAAGAAUGAUCUUAAAAGCGUCACUAUGAUGGAGGCAAAAGCUAAAGUGAAGGACAUAGCAAUCUCCAGAGAGAGGAUAACUCUAAAAGAUGUACUCCAAGAAGGCACCUUUGGACGCAUUUUCCAUGGAAUUUUAAUAGAGGAAAAAGACCCCAGUAAAGAGAAACAAGUUUUUGUCAAAACAGUCAAAGAUCAAGCCUCAGAAGUGCAAGUGACAAUGAUGCUGACAGAAAGCUGUAAACUCCGAGGCCUUCAUCACAGGAACCUGCUCCCUAUCACCCAUGUCAGUAUAGAAGAUGGGGAGAAACCCAUGGUGCUGCUGCCUUUCAUGAACUGGGGGAACCUUAAACUGUUCCUGCGCCAGUGCAAGUUAGUAGAGGCCAACAAUCCUCAGGCAAUUUCCCAGCAGGAUCUUGUUCAUAUGGCUAUUCAGAUUGCCUGUGGAAUGAGUUAUUUAGCCAGAAGGGAGGUCAUUCACAAAGACCUGGCUGCUAGAAACUGUGUCAUUGAUGAUGCACUUCAGGUCAAGAUUACAGACAAUGCGCUAUCCCGAGACCUAUUCCCCAUGGACUAUCAUUGUCUGGGAGAUAAUGAAAACAGGCCAGUGCGGUGGAUGGCUCUUGAAAGCUUGGUUAACAAUGAAUUUUCCAGCGCUAGUGAUGUGUGGGCAUUUGGAGUAACACUGUGGGAGCUGAUGACUUUGGGGCAGACUCCGUAUGUGGAUAUUGACCCUUUUGAGAUGGCUGCAUAUCUAAAGGAUGGAUACAGAAUAGCUCAGCCAAUCAACUGCCCUGAUGAACUGUUUGCUGUGAUGGCCUGUUGUUGGGCCCUAGAUCCUGAGGAAAGACCCAAAUUCCAGCAGCUAGUGCAAUGUCUAACGGAAUUCCAUGCAGCUCUGGGAGCCUAUGUCUGAAGCUUCAGACAUGGAUUUCAUAUGCUACUUGGGAAGGGACAGUGCAUACACGUCCAGCGCCAUGCAUCACUUGGACCUACUCACGCACUACAUGUAUAAAGCAACGCCAAUGGGAGAAAGCACUUCUUCCAAAACACUGUGCCUUAGAAUGCUUUUGUAGCCUGACUUUUUUGUAAGACCUCUUGAUGUUGAGUAUUUUCUAGAUAUCACUUUUGCUAAGUUAAAUUGAGACAGUUUUAUUUGCCACCUGGUUUUCUAAAAUAUAGUGAUAGUGAACUUGAACACAAGAGUUGGAUGGACUUUUGCACUGUUACAACAGACACAAAGUUGGUUUUUUAAAGGUUAUUUUAGAGCUGGUAGGAAAAGGGAGAAAUUAUGCAAACAACAUUGCAGAGACUUUUCCCAUUUAGAAACUGAAAUUUUCUGACCGGCUCUAGUGCUUGAUCUUGUAUGUAUCUGGAAUAGCUUUUUAGUAUCAACUGCUUUUCUUUUGAGACGAUGGCACAAAAACAUUGGGUCCAUAAGUGGCAUCUUAUUUUUUAACCCAUUCUUCAUCAACGGUUCUUGGAAAAGCUGGUCUUCAAGAUGCAAUAUCACCUUUCUAAGACGAUAAGCAAUUAUGUAAAAGAGAUUCCAGUUUACCUCAUACAGAGUGGUAAGGAUUGGACUGAAUGGAGCCUGUUCUUGCAAAUGAAAGGUUGACAUGAUUUAAGAUAGUUCAAAAUGCUAAGUAGAGGCCUUCAGAGAAGCAUCAAAAUAGCCCUUAUUUGGGUGCCUUUCACCUCAGAUUUCUAGAUUGCAGUUUCUCUUGCUGAAAAGGUACUGGUUGUUUUUAGGGUUUUUAUGGCCUGAAAUGGGCUUAAAUACAUAAAUAUAUAUUUGUAAAGACACACACUUGCAGAGUAAAGAAUGUUUUUCUUUUAUAAUGAUUGUGGAAAUUGAAUUCCUAACAUUGGCUAGUGUAUCAAGCUUGCAGGUUCUGAAAUAUAUCUUUAUUAGGACCAGUUUAAGUAGUUAUGUAGCCCACUGUGAAGGCAUUAGAUUGCACCUCCCUUAACUGCAAAGCCCAAAGAUUCAACAUGUAUUGUUAUCUUACCCACCCCCAUCUGCCCCAGACUUCUAUGCAAUCUCACCGGGGGAGGGGAUAGGGAUGUUCCAUCCUGUUGGUGAGCUGUAAGUAACAUCCAGAGUAUAGGUCUGGCUUGUAGGGAAAUGGAGGAUGGAGGUUUCCAUUGAUUCAGCUUGAGGCUAAGAGGAGAAUUUUCACUUUUUCAUGAGAUUCAAGCUGCCUCCAUUAGAGCUCUCAGGCAGCAUGGAGCAGCCUAUACUUCAGAUCAUACGGCACAUAAGCACAACCAGCAAGCAUCCCACUAGUUUCACUCAAUCUUUAGGAUGAGAGCCCCAUACCCUGAAGCUCCCUGCAGCUGUGUGGCCAUUGUUGUCAGAACAGGCCCUGUACCUGAUGGUUAUUGACACCAAGGUUUAGAAAUCUGACUUACAAGGACAAGACAUUAGACUUGGCUAUGAUAUGUGCAAAUUAAAAAUUAGAGCAGCCUUUCUCAAACUUCAGAAAUCUGAGCCCCCUUUCAGGAAAAUAAAACCAGUCUCUCCCCAGCCACAUUAAGGCAGUAUCUGGGAAGAGUUUGUGAUGCCACUGUAUGUAUACCCCUUUCCUCCCCGAGCUGUGCCUUCAUACUUUCUAUAGCACGUACCCUGUAAUUUGGGAAACAGAACUAGAAAAUGUUAAGUCCCUCAAAUAGAAAAGCUGUCUUUAUCCUUACAUGGAGAGGUCCUCAACCUGUGAUUGGAGAAACAAGUCAUGUUUCAUUCCAAACAACUUUUCCUGAUCAUUGUAAUGAGCUGUAAUAAUAAAUGCUGACACACCCAUUGAG